Molecule: messenger RNA, 1710 nt
Organism: Triticum dicoccoides
Lineage: Eukaryota; Viridiplantae; Streptophyta; Magnoliopsida; Poales; Poaceae
Exons: 3
Coding region: 301-1566 (421 amino acids)
Source: RefSeq, a predicted model, not a curated record
CACGCCAAUUCAUGAUCGGUUCGACCGCGCGCCGUCCAGCCUCCCUCAGAAGAAAACCAUCUAUACAAGCGCAGGAGCCGGCCAUCGGGGCUGAGAUCAACGGAUAGUCUAGGGGUGGAGUUUCUCAAGCCCCUACAUCUAUAUAAGCAAGCAUAUCCAUCGUUCUGUAGCGCGCAAGAGCAUCGUCGAUGUAAUAUAUAGUGCCAGGUUAGAUCGACUACAUAGCCGCACCAAGUUGGCCCAUCCAUUGGCCAGCGGGCUGCGAAAACCUCUUCACACAAAGUCGAUAAUAAUCAACCAAUGGGGCGCCAGCAGGCAGUCAAGUCACGCGAUGUACACCCUCUAGUGCCACCAGGAUUUAUCGAAAAUCUUGGGGUAUCGGAUGGAAUAUGCCUCAUAGCACUGACGUGCAUACUGGCCAGCUGUCUAGUCAAUUUCCAAGUGUCUCAAUUAAGCGAUGAUGGUUUUACCAACAAAGAAUAUAGUGAGUUGGUAACUGGCACAAUGGAGGUUGCCAUCUCCGUCCCAUAUAUAGUUGUGAAAUCGCACGAGUGCUUGUCCAAUCUGCGGGUGCAGAAGUCAUGGAUCACAUGCCGUCCUAAUGUCCAGAUUUUCAGAGACACAUUCAUUCUUGUGCUGAUAGCUUACGUGAUAUUAGUGGACAUCAGCUUGAGCUUCGCCUGGCUGGCCAUCUUUCCUGCCAUAGCCCUUGUUUUCAUACGAGCGAUGCACCUCAAGUUCAGUCGGCGUACAGGGGGCAGCAGUCGUAAAGUUAAUCAAGGAUCUUCUAACGUCGCUGAGACUAAAAUGAAAACUAUGGAGGUUGGGAUCAUUGUGAUGAUGACGCUGGGGGCGCUACUGCUUAUGGACCAGCUUCCAGACCAUGCAGCUGCCCAGUUCACCAUCUCACAGUUCCUCCUGUUCCUAAGCUGCACGGUGGCGGCAUUGACGCGCAUGGUGAUGAAGCUGCCCGCUGGCGCCUCACCGGGCAUAGCACUGGCGACGGAGAUGCUCCACAAGACCUUGCUUCUCCUCCUGCUGGCGACGGCGCACACCGCGGCCGCAGAGUGGCUGGGCGAGGAUGUUGUUCUGCUAUGCUUGCCGGAGGUCAUCCCUGUGCUUCUCUGGUUCAGCCUCCAUCUCGACCGUAAACCAGGAAGCAGCUCCAUCAUCAGCGUUGACAAGUUGAAACCACACAGAAAUUGGUUCAUCUUCCUCGGUGCAAUGGUGGUAGCUCCUCCUUUUGCUUACCUGGCCAACUCCAUGGAUGAAGUUGGGCUCUCCGGCUGGUCUACGACAUUCCAGGUGUCAUGUGGCGUCUCAGGGAUUCUGAGCUACUACCUUGUGUUCAUGCUAAGUCACUGGCCGAAGAAACAAGUAGCAGCUGCUGGCAAGGAUGGUGGGGCUUCCGGUAUGCUCAAAUUAUGGGCAUACGCUUUACUCAUAGCGGCGGCUGCGUCCCUGCUGCUCAGGUGUCUGGUUUCUGCCCGGCUUGGUCUGCAACUACCACUGCAUGCAACGGUUAUAUAUGUUAGUAAUGCUUUGGGUUUUAACUACUCAAAUUAGUAUAAUGAUCUUGUUGUGUACCAUAUCCAGUGUUGUGUUGUGUUUGUAAAAUACACGCGGUGCUGUAUGUGUGUGUACACUGUACAUACAUGCAUACAUAAUUACAUAUACGGCGGCAUGUAUGUGUGUCAGUUUGCAUGUUAA